This is a messenger RNA of Debaryomyces hansenii CBS767, 882 nucleotides long. It is a transcript of the gene YMC2, whose product is annotated as Ymc2p. NCBI's taxonomy places the organism in Eukaryota, Fungi, Ascomycota, Pichiomycetes, Serinales, Debaryomycetaceae. Bases 1 to 882 code for a protein of 293 amino acids. The record is from RefSeq and is a predicted model, not a curated record. Gene Ontology annotation, molecular function: L-ornithine transmembrane transporter activity. Gene Ontology annotation, biological process: mitochondrial L-ornithine transmembrane transport. The transcript has a single exon.
AUGUCAGAUAUAGAUACUUCGUUGAAUAGAAAGUUAAAGGAUAUCGCCGCAGGGUUCAUUGGUGGUGCAACACAGGUGUUGAUUGGCCAACCAGCUGAUCUUGUGAAAAUUCGAUUGCAAACGUCCACUACGCCUACUACGUCAGCCCAAGUGAUCAAAAAUGUGAUCAGGAACGAAGGAUUACUAGCAUUCUAUAAAGGCACAUUGCCUCCGUUAUUCGGCGUUGGUGCGUGUGUGUCGUUGCAGUUUUACGGGUUUCAUGAAUGCAAACGUCAGCUUUUAAAGCUGAGCAAUAAAAACGAAUUGAACUUGUGGCCCCAAACAUACAUUGCCGGGGCAGUAGCUGGUAUAGUGAACACUCCUGUCACCGCUCCCGUUGAGCAGUUGAGAAUUUUAUCGCAAUCAAACACCAAGAGUGCUUCGAAUUCGUUAUUGUCUACCGUCAAGAAGAUAUACGCAGAAAGAGGUUUCACAAAUGGGAUAUACAGAGGCUUCACUGUCACCUUAUUGAGGGAGACCCAGGCGUACGGUGUGUGGUUUUUGGCGUACGAAUCGUUGAUCAGUUAUAUCCAAUCAUCGAGAGGUUACAAGUCGAGAAACGAUAUUUCUACGGUCGAAUUAUUGACUGCCGGUGCGUUGGCUGGUAACGCCCUUUGGCUCUCGUCGUAUCCAAUUGAUGUCAUCAAGUCCAACAUCCAGAGUGACAAAUUUGGGCCUGAAUCUAGGUUCAACGGUAGUAUGUCCUUGGCCGCAAAGCACAUCUUCAAAACCAACGGGUGGUUAGGUUUCUGGAAAGGAUUGGCCCCUUGUUUGGUAAGAGCUGUUCCAUGCUCCGCAGGUACGUUUGCUAGUGUUGAAUUGGCAUUGAGACUCAUGGGGUAG